Messenger RNA from Rotaria sp. Silwood1, 1269 nucleotides. The record is from the annotation of a GenBank genome assembly. NCBI's taxonomy places the organism in Eukaryota, Metazoa, Rotifera, Eurotatoria, Philodinida, Philodinidae.
AUGAAUUGGACUGAACAUAUAAUUAAUUAUCUAAUUGUAUUUAUACUCUUUGGUUGGUAUAAUCAUCGAGUAAAUUCUUUAGAAAAUGGUCUCCUACGACAACCACCUAUGGGUUGGUUAACAUGGCAACGAUUUCGUUGUGAAACAAAUUGUCAACAAUAUCCUGAUACAUGUAUUAGUGAAAAAUUAAUUCGAACACAAGCUAAAUUAUUAGUUGAUGGUGGAUAUUUAGCUGCUGGUUAUGAAUAUAUUAUUAUUGAUGAUUGUUGGUUAAAUAAUACACGAGCAGCUGAUGGAUCAUUACAACCUGAUAAUGAACGUUUUCCAAGUGGAAUUCAUGCAUUAGCUGAAUAUGUACAUUCAUUAGGAUUAAAAUUUGGUAUUUAUGAAGAUUAUGGUACUGAAACAUGUGCUGGUUAUCCAGGUGUUUUAGGACAUUUAGAACAAGAUGCUCAAACAUUUGCUUCAUGGACAGUUGAUUAUUUAAAAUUAGAUGGAUGUAAUUCUGAUAUAAAAGAUUAUGAUACUGGUUAUCCAUCAAUGGAACGUGCAUUAAAUGCAACUGGUUAUCCAAUAGCAUAUUCAUGUUCAUGGCCAGCAUAUCAAGAAUAUUCAAAAAUGAAACCAAAUUAUUCUGCUAUUGCUCAAACAUGUAAUUUAUGGAGAAAUUGGGGUGAUAUUGAUGAUUCAUGGGAUAGUGUUUAUUCAAUUAUACAAUGGUUUGGUGAUAAUCAAGAUCGUUUAUCUUCAUUUCAUGGACCAGGACAUUGGAAUGAUCCUGAUAUGAUUGUAGUUGGUAAUUAUGGUUUAAGUCCAGGUCAAUCACGAGCACAAAUGGCACUUUGGUCAAUUAUGGCUGCACCACUUAUUCUUUCUGUUGAUUUACGAACAAUUAAUGAUUGGGCACGUGAUAUAAUAUUAAAUAAAAAUUUAAUUUCAAUUAAUCAAGAUCCACUUGGAGUUAUGGGACGACGUAUUCUUAAAUUAAAUGGUAAUGUUGAAGUUUGGAGUAAACCAUUGAUAGAUGAUCGUACUGCUUUUGUUGCACUUUUUCCUCAACCAUAUGGAACACCAAUUCAUAUAAGUGUAAAUCUUACUGAUCUUGGUUUAGGUCGUUUUGAUGAAUAUGAUUUUUUUGAAACAUUCCAUAGUGAAUUUCUUGGUAAAUAUCAUAAAAAUGAACAAUAUAAUUUUACAAUUAAUCCAUCUGGAGAUGUACAUGCAUUUUAUGUUGAAUCAGCAAAUACAAAAAUAUAUCGUUUCGAUUGA